Molecule: messenger RNA, 3675 nt
Organism: Penicillium alfredii
Lineage: Eukaryota; Fungi; Ascomycota; Eurotiomycetes; Eurotiales; Aspergillaceae
Gene: rgsC
Product: putative intermediate filament protein (Mdm1)
Exons: 2
Coding region: 1-3675 (1224 amino acids)
Cellular component (GO): intracellular membrane-bounded organelle
Molecular function (GO): phosphatidylinositol binding
Source: RefSeq, a predicted model, not a curated record
AUGGCCCUUCAUCGUCGCGAUAUUGCUCUAGCCGGCGUCGCUGGGUUUAUUGCAUGGGGUCUUGUGGUACGCUGGUUGCCAGUCUUACGAUACCUUGGAUAUGCCCUGACGCUGGGCGCCGUGCUGUCCACCUCGAUCUUCGGUUUGGUUAUCUUUACGGCCCGAAAACAAAAUGGCAACAACCCCAAAGACGUUUCAGUGGCGUUUAUCACAUCUAAUCACUGGCGGAAAGAAGUGCUCAACGUCCGCAGGACCGCUCGGUAUCGGCCCAAGCCCCUCUACCCACAGUCUUUCGUCGUGUCGGAGGGGAUCGAUGAACUGUUAUCCUUUAUCACUCGGGACUUCGUAUAUUCAUGGUACCGCAACAUCAGCCCAAACCCGACGUUCAUCAAUGAGAUUGAUCGGGUGAUCCGCAUUGCGCUCGAGAAUCUUCGGGACCGGUUGGUCGCAGAGGAUUUGGUCUCGUUGGUUGUCUCGCGUAUUUUUCCAAUUCUGACUUCCCAUCUCAAAGAGUUUGAUGUCGCUGAACGUUCGGUUCGGGGUCGAAAUUUGAACCGAAAUGUGACUGAAUCCGAGGAGCUGGAUCUGGCCAUCGCCAACAAGUACCGUGAAGGUCGCUUGCAUCCCGCAGUGGCGCUCUCUCUGUCCGACCAGAAGUUGGUCCAACAGGAAUAUCUCCGAAAAAUGGCCGUUGCGCUCCUGCCUCAGCUGUUCCCGGAGAGUGUGCUCAAUAGCCGGAUUGUGUCGGUAUUGAUUCGCGAAAUCAUUUCAUGCGCAGUGCUUCUCCCGAUUGUGACAGUCUUGUCAGAUCCAGAUACAUGGAACCAAUUGAUGGAGGCAUAUGGGCGUACGGCGCUGCAGGAUCGGAAGACUGUACGAAAGCUGCGGGCCGCCUUAGACGAGCAUGCUUCUCCUGCCCCCAAGUCAAAACGGGGGCAGCCUUUCCCACGACUUGCAGCAAAUGAUUCAGAGCGGGUUUUUGAACGCUUUGUUCGAGCUAUCAGACACUGCAACAAUUUGUCUGAUGCGCGUCGAUUUCGCGCUCUCGUUACUAGUCAACUAAAACGGGAGAGCAUCGUCGAGGACCAGGAUCAGGUUUACCUGAGACGCCUAGAAACCGGCAAAAGGGUCUUGGAUCAAAAAGUUGCCAAGCUUUCUAUGCCUAGUGAGACCUCUCGUUUGCCUCCUGCCACCGCGGAUGUUCGUCAAGAUAAUUCCCCCACCGCGCACGAGUCAUCCCUGGUCGAUGUGAUGCAUAACGCGUCUGGCCUAUCAUAUUUCAUGGAGUUUAUGGACCGUCAGCGUCUCAUGUCCCUUGUCCAGUUCUGGGUUGUGGUCGACGGGAUCCGAAACCCUCUAGAAGACGACUUCGGGGAGGGGACUUCUACCUCUCUGGCGUGGAAUACCACGGACAGGAAUGAUCUGGCGCUCAUCAGUGAAACAUAUCUGUCAAAGCGAGAAUUCAAGGUCCCUGAAGAAUCUCGCCAAGCGGUCAAAACGUUCUUGAACGCCGGGAAGCGUGCGACUUUAGAACAGUACCGCAAAGCGCGGACAGUGGUGUUGACCACGCAGUCAGCAGUCCUAGAAGAGUUGGAGAGUACCUACUAUCCUAAGUUCAAGGAUUCUGAUUUGUACUGGAAAUAUCUCGCCUCGGAUGAAGCCUCCGUGGCUGGCUCUGCACCGGCUGAACAAACGGUUUCACAAUCAGUCGCUUUCGAGGCGCCUGAGCGGCGACCUCUGCCUCCUCUUCUAGUGCGGACAAGUUCCCAGCCAGGAAGCAAGCCAAAGAAAGAUCUCCGAAGAGCCGCUGUUUCGUCGAGUGACGUGCGAGCUAUGGGUAAAUUAUUUGACGAUGAUGAUUCUCCACGACGAUCCAUUGACUCCGAACGAUCGGCGCCUCUGUUUGACGAUGACUACGAUACAGACCAUCUUGCCUUAUCUACGCACAGUUUAGGCAAGGGAUCUCAAAAUGGUGACAACGAUGCAACGCAGAGCCAGGUCCUGGAGACAAUGGAAGCGGCGCUUAACGAUAUCAUCACGAAUGAGCCGAAAAAUGGCAAAGCUGAAGACUCGAAAGGUGGCAAUGCCGCUUCGUCUGGAUUGUUUGGUCCAGACCGCCCUAAGAUCUCGCCCCAAAACUCAUCCGAGAUUCCACAGGUCGAUAGUCGGUUGAAUGAGAAGGCCAAAAAAAGCAUUGCAUCUCUCGGUCUAGUUGACCACUCGUCGCGGCUUGGAGUAUUUGACGACGACCUGUUCCCGGACCAACAGAAGUUCAUCGAGGAUGAAUACGAGGAGCCAGUAGGCACAGAAGACAAGGACCCGGCAGAUGAAGUCCACGAAGCUGCACCCGGGGAUCUUGGCCUUACGGAAGCCAUCGGAGUGCUCACGGCUGAUAUCGACAAGCUCGCCGCGCAGGAUUCCGUGGUUGAAGCCCUGACACGCAAGGCCGAGCUGACGAACAACAUAGCCGAAUUGAGAAUCUUGCAAAAGUCCAAGGCCAGCAUCCAACGUGAAAUUCACCGUAAGGAGAUGCAGCGACAGCAGUACAUCAUUCAAGAAAGUGAUAAUAGUCUGUAUGGCCGGUCAACUGUCCGGAUCAAGUCCAUCGUGGUUGGCAAGGAAGAAGAUGGCCAUGAGUUUGCAACGUAUGUUGUCGAAGUCCAGCGCAAUGCCGGUGAGCAAAUGCCCACCGCAUCAUGGGCCGUGGCACGCCGAUAUAGUGAAUUUCAUGAGCUUCAUCAGAAGCUGCGCCUGGGGUACCCUUCUGUCCGACACCUGGAAUUCCCUCGACGGCGGGUUGUCAUGAAAUUGCAGAGGGAGUUUCUCCAAAAGCGUCGCCUAGCCCUUGAAGCGUACUUGCAGAAUCUCUUGCUAUUGCCCGAGGUCUGCCGCAGCCGUGACUUACGUGCGUUCCUAUCUCAAAGCGCCAUUCUGCCCCGCGACGAAGCUGCUGCCCGGGACAGCGAGGGCGAGACCAAGGAUCUUGUGACGCGGAUCUACAACUCGGUUGCAGACGGCAUGGACGAUUUUCUAGGCAACUUCGGUGUUCUGGACCAGCUGUCCACCGCAGGCCAAAACUUGAUUUCAGCUGCCACGCACCAAACCACCGGCAGCACGGCCUCGGAUCCUGUGCUCGCUACCGAGGACGCUGUCACAACUGCUGAGGCCGAGGCUGAACUCAGCGCCUUCGAAGAUCGGGAACUUGAGCCCUUUAUCAAACCCAUCUGCGACCUGUUCCUUGAAACCUUUGAGCUGAAUCGCGGCAACAACUGGCUGCGCGGCCGUGCCGUCGUCGUCGUCCUGCAUCAGCUCUUGGGCGGUACCAUUGAGCGCAAGGUCCGCGACGGCGCCCGCUCCCUCAUCCAAGACGACUCGCUCUUGCGCUACGUCACUCUCGCCCGCGAUACGCUGUGGCCCGGAGGCGUCAUGCGCAAAGUGCCCCCUCGCUCCAGCGCCGACCGUCUCAAGAGCCGCGCUGAGGCCACCGUCGUCCUGGCGACUCUCAUCCCAGAUUUAGCCGGCAACGUCGUCGGCCGCGCCAAUGCCCAAGCGGCGGCGCGGCGUAUUUUUGCCACACUGAAUAACCAACCCCUCAACACGCAUCUUGUGUUUACCGUCCUCGAUGAGAUCUUCCUGGUUCUCUUCGGCGGUCGGGACCCCAGCCGCUUGCACUGA